This is a messenger RNA of Danio rerio (zebrafish), 1332 nucleotides long. RefSeq names its product snail family zinc finger 3 (gene snai3). NCBI's taxonomy places the organism in Eukaryota, Metazoa, Chordata, Actinopteri, Cypriniformes, Danionidae. Gene Ontology annotation, cellular component: nucleus. Gene Ontology annotation, biological process: regulation of transcription by RNA polymerase II. The record is from RefSeq and is marked provisional.
AAAAACUCCUGCUCGCUCAGACCCGCCAGCGCCAGGCAGAAGUCAAAGCUCGUUUCCUUUCCAAGACCAGAGGUACGAUGCCAAGGUCUUUCUUGGUGAAGAAACACCUCACCAACAAGAAGCCUGACUAUGGUGUGUUGGACUCAAAAAAACACGAGAUGAUUCAUAAUGAAUCUUCAAACUCCAAACUCAAAACGCUGCACCCCCAUCAGAAUAUGUUUCCUGUGCCGUGUUAUGGGAACUCCGCUGGGUGGAUGAACCCUAUCAGUUCUGACAUUUACAUGCCUCCACAGCACCCAAGCCUGCCCAUUGAUGACCCAAUUCUGGGUCUCACUUACCCCUUACCUGCGCCAUCCAGUCCCCUUCGAGACAUGCGGCCUGCGCUCUCAAUGCUGGAGCAUACAGAUCCAAGCUCACUUCAGCUUUCCCACAGAGACCUUCAUGAAAAAGUGCCUGUGUCCCCUUUAGGACUGACAACCACUGGCAACAGUCAGGAACACAGCGAUGAGUGUUUUGACUGCCAGAAAGCUUACCUGUCCUUCUCUAAUCUGGCCAACCAGAGGCAGGUCCACUGUCAGUGGCCAUGCCAUAAGUACUUUACCUGCAAGUAUUGUGAAAAGGAGUAUGUGAGUUUGGGUGCACUGAAGAUGCACAUUCGCACACACACGCUUCCAUGUGUGUGCAAGCUUUGUGGAAAGGCCUUCUCCAGGCCCUGGCUACUUCAGGGACACAUUCGCACUCACACAGGUGAGAAACCAUUCACGUGCCCCCACUGCAGUCGUGCGUUUGCUGACCGCUCAAAUCUUCGGGCUCAUCUACAAACCCACUCUGAGAUCAAGAAAUAUCAGUGCAGAAACUGCUUUAAAACCUUCUCCAGGAUAUCACUCCUGACCAAGCAUGAGGAGGCUGGGUGCUGUCCCAUGUCCUAGGAUACUUUGGGCAAUAGUACCAAAAUUUGUUAACACAGUCUCGCAAGUGCCUCAUGACUCAAUCAUCUGACUGAUUCACUGUAUGCUCUUGAAUUUAAGGCAAAUUAUGAAGCAGAGUAAGCUGAACACACUCAAAAGUAGAUGUUUGUUGUUUGUUCAGACUACUUCUUUAAAAUAUGAGCUUAAACAGCACAAUUCUGGAGUUUGAUUUGGGACAACUUAAUUAUUUUAAGUUUAAUGUAUUUAAAGUGGUAACAGAUAAUUCCUUCAUGUUGUCCCAACACAAAUCAAUUGUGUGUGAAACCCAGCAUUUUUUACAUGUGUGAUACUUGUUAUUGUUGUAGCUGUUAUGGUUUUGUAAUGAAGGAAUUUCACAAACAAUAAAAUAAUAUUUUUCUUAUAA